GGCAAGAUCGCCACCAUAACAGACAACAGGCUGGUUGGGAAGAAGUGGCAUCAAUCUUAGCAGGCAUUAUAUGGGCCACCAAGGAGACUAUGACAGUGGAACAGCAGAGCUGAAGGCUGAACUUCCCACGAUUCUCACUAAGUAUAUUGACAGCUUCAAGAAGCGGUUUGCAGAACAAGAGUUUAGUGCCUUGAAGAAGAGGACUGUGACAAAGCAUGGCCGGUUUCUAAAGUGCGCAUGCAUUGUUGCGAUUCUACAGAGCAGCAAUUCGCAUGCCAACCUUGUGAAAUCGGAAGGAGCAGAGACUGGAAAUGAAGCGACCGACUGUGCGAGGACUGAGGAGCGGGUCUCUGACGACAUUGUCAAUGCAGUGAAGUUGGUGGUGGGGACUCUUGAUGUCAGCAUAAGGCAGCUCACCCCCGGCGAGAGGAUCCCAGGGUCUGCUGAUGUUCAUAGGGGAGGGGACCUGAGGGGAGGCACAGGGAUUGGUCCUGUUGGCAUGGUCCCUGAUGCUAACGGCUGUCCCCUAGCUGGGCUGAAAGAACUAUAUGUCCACGUUAAUGCGUCCAAUAAGGCGGCAAGGAAUCUAUACAUGAAGAUUGGCUUUCAGGUUGCAGGAGAGUCAAGAGUCCAGACAGGGAAGCAGUCAGCAAAUGUUCCAAUGGAGAAGAUUAUUCUCAUGAAGAUGCAUCUGUGAACGUGCCCUCUUCCUCUUGCCCACUAAUACAGAAAUGGUGGAGGGCAUCCUAGUCCAAUCAGGCUCCCCUCCCUUGGCCCCUCUCCCAUUUCUUCCCAUUUCUUCCCAUGGGUGUUUCUAUUUGUGGGCCUCCCCUCCCCUCUCCUCCCCUCCUUUUUGGUCAGGCUCCCCUCCUUUUUGGUGGAGGGCCUCCUAGUGCUAUCAGGCUCCCCUUCCUUUUGGUCCAUCAAUCCUUUCAUUUCUUUCCCAAUUCUCCUUCCACUAUCACUAUUUGCACGUGGUCCUCAAUUCGUGUCGGUUGAUCCCUUCAUGUAGUAUGUAGUAUCUUGUGCAUAUAUCUUGAUCCAUCUCAUUCCCCAUACGCACUUUAGAAGUUCAAAUCUCCGUCCGCAUUUGCACCUAAGGUGAGUCUACAUUCUUCUGUUCCCUGGAAAUCACUACAAUCUCUCAGUCCUCCAUCUGCGUAUACACUACUAUACACUUCGGUGUCUGUAAAUCAUUACAAUUACGUAAUCCUUCUCUCUUUCUCCUUCUCCACUUUUAUGCCUCAGUAUUUGUGUGCGCAUCUCAACUUCAACGUUAGGACUCGGUUUGUGCAUCCAUGCUCUGUGUGUGUGUGUGUGUGUGUGUGUGUGUGUGUGUGUGUGUGUGUGUGCCCGUCUCAUUUAUUCUCCUUGAAAUACUUGUGUGUUAUAUACACUGUUUGGUAUUUGUGUAUUCAGCUGUAUUCAGAUAAAAAGGAGCUGUAUAUAUACAAAGGGACUGUACAUACCACUGUAUAUAAUUUAUAAUUGACUACUAAUAUUCAGUUUGCUCGUCUCGUUAUCCUGCCAUGCGGACAAAUGAGUUUUCCCCGGUUACUUCUGUUUCACUUUUGUUUUUGUUUUCAAAUUUCUCACUCCUUUACCUCCUUUUAGGUUUACUUCCAUUUAUGCUUGUCCUUUAGUUCCAUUUAGUUCCAUUGUUCCAUUUAGUUCCAUUUCGUUCUAGUGCGUCGGCUCGCUUUUUGUCUAUAGUUCAGUUCAUGGUAACCGCGGACCCGGACACCGGACACUCCCGGACUGUCUUCCGGACCAGUGUUUGGACCGGUCCGGACUGUCCGGUGAUCCGGACAUCACCGGACACCCGGACAAUCCGGACUGGUGUCAGGGGGUGCAAAAUGUGUGUGUGUGUGUGGGGAGGGGAACGGGGAGGGGAUAGGUGUGAAGGGGGGCUGUUGGCAAGCACUACCUGCUUUGCGCUUCGUAGUUCACGCAGCAGAGCACCUGUCUUGCAGCAAAUCAACAUGCAGCACAUUC
Chara braunii is the source of this 1995-nucleotide messenger RNA. Lineage: Eukaryota; Viridiplantae; Streptophyta; Charophyceae; Charales; Characeae. The record is from the annotation of a GenBank genome assembly.